AUGCCCCUCCUAGCCUGUCUUGCCUCUGCGCAGGGUAUUUCCAGUGUUAAUGGACUGAAGUUCAAUAUCGAUGGCGUAACCAAGUAUUUUGCAGGAACCAAUUCGUACUGGAUUAGCUUCCUCACAAACAAUGCCGACGUUGACAAGUCGUUGGAUGACUUCAAGAGCAGCGGGCUAAAAAUCUUGCGGAUUUGGGGGUUUAACGACGUAAAUGCCAUACCAAGAUCAGGAACCGUCUACUUCCAAGCGCUGGUGCCUGGCAAGCCAGCUCAGAUCAACACCGGCGCCGACGGCUUGCAACGCCUCGAUUACAUCGUCAAAGCCGCCGAAGCGCGCGGAGUCAAACUGAUCAUCAACUUCGUUAACAACUGGGACGACUACGGUGGCUUCAAAUCAUACAUGAAAUUCUUCGCCAACGGCGCGGACAAUACGGGAUGGUAUACGCACGAGGCGGCGCAGAAUCAAUACCGCACUUACAUCCGCACCGUGGUGAAUCGCUACAAAGCUUCCUCGGCGGUGUUCGCGUGGGAGCUAGCGAACGAGCCGCGGUGCAAAGGCUGCGACACGUCGGUUAUCACAAAGUGGGCGACGGAGACGUCGAAAUACGUUAAAUCUUUGGACUCCGAGCACCUGGUCACGCUGGGAGAUGAAGGGUUCGGGUUGCCGGGCGAUGGCUCUUACCCGUAUCAAUUUGGCGAAGGGGUGGAUUUCGUAAAGAAUCUCGCCAUUCCGACGCUCGAUUUCGGUACUUUUCACCUCUAUCCAGAGGGCUGGGGUGUAAGUAACGAUUUUGGGAACGGUUGGGUCCAGAGCCAUGCAAAAGCUUGUGCGGCAGCGAAGAAGCCAUGCCUGUUGGAGGAAUAUGGUGUGACCAAAGAUCACUGUGGUGUUGAGGCUCCGUGGCAGAAAACCUCAAGGAGCACGAAUGGCAUAGCUGGGGAUCUUUUCUGGCAGUUUGGGGAGACCCUCAGCUCGGGGAAAACGCACGAUGAUGGUCACACCCUCUAUCACGGCUCAAGCGACUGGACAUGUCUCGUUACAAAUCAUGUAAAAGCCAUCGGCUAAGUACUUGAUUACUAGUAUGUAGGAUCGCCUCGAAGGAUCAACCGGGGAUUGUCUGGACACGCGAAAUACAGUGCAU
Eremomyces bilateralis CBS 781.70 is the source of this 1141-nucleotide messenger RNA. Its product is annotated as putative mannan endo-1,4-beta-mannosidase A. The record is from RefSeq and is a predicted model, not a curated record. The transcript is spliced from 4 exons. Bases 1 to 1065 code for a protein of 354 amino acids. Lineage: Eukaryota; Fungi; Ascomycota; Dothideomycetes; Eremomycetales; Eremomycetaceae. Gene Ontology annotation, molecular function: hydrolase activity, hydrolyzing O-glycosyl compounds.